AGGUUCCUUUAGUGGGACAAUCAGGGAACGAAUCUCUCUCCACAGUUGUGAGGAGCUUUUUGAGCUUAGAAAUCCUGGUCUAAACCAUCAUGGGACAAGCGUGUCUACCCUGCAGAUGAUGUAUAAGACUGCAAUGGAAAGUUUGAAGCCAAGGGAGACUACCUAUGCAAGCAGUCAUAAAAGGGAAGCCACCCACAAUGUUCCCCUGGUAUUGUCAGUGGCCAAACUUCGGAAGCUGCUGUUAAAAAUGCCAACCAAUGCUAGCAGCAAGGAACCAGUUGUUCCAGAGGUGAUGAACAAGGGUGCCAAUUCUGUCGGGACAUCCAUACCAGGAAGUAACCUUCUGAAAGAAUUAGUUCUGACACAAGAGGAUAUAAAUUUUCAACGAAAAGAGGACCUUCUUCUUGUUCUGUAUCAAGAGAUAGGCAUCCUGAGUUUCAGACCUUUAAAGCCUCUUGCUUCAGACACACAGAUGCGUAUUCUUUUAGUGUCUUUACUUCUCCAGUCUGCAGUAGACACCAUGGUUACACAGGCAACCAUUCUAGCAGGCACACUGGAAUUGAACCCAAAGGAGAGAGUUAAGAACAAAGUGGAAACUGACAAAAAGAAACAAUCUAAGGAUAAAGCCAAGACAAACAAGGACAGGAAAGGCGGCAAAGAGACAUCACCCCCCUGCCACCAGUGCCGCGCCCAGGGAGGAAACCUACUUUUUUUCUGCAGCUUACAAAAUGAGAACGUCUUCGGAUGA
Molecule: messenger RNA, 748 nt
Organism: Dreissena polymorpha
Lineage: Eukaryota; Metazoa; Mollusca; Bivalvia; Myida; Dreissenidae
Exons: 5
Coding region: 116-748 (210 amino acids)
Source: RefSeq, a predicted model, not a curated record